AUGGCUCUACCAAUAAACCCCAUGGACGAACCCAGGCUGUACCAGCAGACGUUGCUCCAGGACGGCUUGUUCGACAUGCUGGAGAACGAGAAGCUGGUUGACUGUGUGCUGAAGAUCAAAGACAAGGAGUUCCCCUGCCACCGCCUGGUCCUGUGCGCCUGCAGCUCGUACUUCCGCUCCAUCUUUCUGUCUGACCUGGAGGAGAGCAAAAAGAAAGAGAUCAUAUUGGAGGAUGUGGAGCCAGGUGUCAUGGGGCUGGUCCUCAAGUACCUGUACACCUCCAAAAUCAAUGUGACAGAGCAGAACGUCCAGGACAUCUUCGCAGUGGCUAAUGUGUACCAGAUCCCUUCAAUUUUCACUGUUUGUGUGUCUUUUCUACAAAAGCGCCUGAGCCUCAGCAACUGUCUGGCUAUCUUCAGGCUCGGCCUGAUGCUGGACUGUCCCAGAUUGGCCAUCUCUGCCAGAAACUAUGCCUGCGAGCGCUUUCAGCUCAUCUCCAGAGAUGAGGAGUUCCUCCAGCUGCUCCCCAGCGAGUUGGCAGCCAUUUUAGCAAACGACAAUCUGAACGUAGAGAAAGAGGAGGCAGUGUUCGAGGCUUUGAUGAACUGGAUGUCCCGGGACACUGAGAGCAGAGAGAAAGAUCUGCCAGGUUUGCUGGAUUGUGUUCGUUUGCGUCUGGUCAGUGAGGAUUAUCUGAAGGAAAAAGUGGAGAAACACAAACUGAUCUCAUGUAAUCCUGAGCUGCAGCAGAAACUCCAGCUGGUUCGAGAUGCUCUUGCCGGGAAAAUGCCGGAGGUCAAAAAAAGCAAAAGCAAGAAGGAGGAUGGUGGAGCAGAUAUAGAUGGAAAAAAUGAGGAUACAGCAGAAGAAGAAGAAGAAGAAGAAAGUCUUCUCCCAGGCAUCCUGAAUGACACCUUGCGAUUUGGCAUGUUUGUCAGGAACUUGAUACUAAUGGUAAAUGAGGCAGGCGCUGUGGCCUACGACCCGACAGGAAACGAGUGCUUCGUAGCAUCACUUUCCACACAGGUCCCCAAGAACCACGUAAGCCUGGUCACCAAGGAGAACCAGAUCUUUGUGGCAGGAGGAUUAUUUUUUGAUGAACAGAACAAAGAAAAUCCACUGUGUUCUUAUUUCCUACAGUACGACCCGGUCAGUGCUGAUUGGCUGGGAAUGCCUCCCCUCCCGUCUCCACGCUUCCUGUUUGGGCUGGCCGAGGCUGAGAACUUCAUCUUUGUUUUGGGAGGGAGGGAACUGAAGGAACAGGAGCACACGCUGGACUCAGUUUUGGUCUAUGACCGACAAUCUUUUAAAUGGGGUGAAUCAGAGUCACUUCCUUACCCGGUCUAUGGACAUGCAACUGUAACCCACAACGAUGUUGUUUAUGUGAUCGGAGGAAAGGGAGACACCAAGAGCUGUCUGAAGAAGAUGUGUGCGUAUGAUGCCAGGAGAUUUGAAUGGAAGGAGCUCGCACCCAUGAAGGUUGCACGUUCUUUAUUCGGAGCAAUCGUUCAUGAGGACAAAAUAUAUGUGGCGGCAGGAGUCACCGACACUGGGCUGACAGACACUGUGGAAGAGUAUGACAUUGCUACUAACAAGUGGUCAGACUUUGUAGCAUUUCCCCAGGAGCGUAGCUCUCUGAACCUGGUGUCUGUGGCUGGCUUGCUGUACGCUGUAGGAGGUUUUGCCAUGAUGCCUUUGGAGGACAGCGACGAGAUCAUUCCCAAAGAAAUGAACGACAUCUGGAGGUUUGACGAGACAGAGAGGAAGUGGAAUGGGAUACUCAAAGAAAUCCAGUAUGCUUCAGGGGCCACUAUUCUAGGGGUCCGCCUCAACACCCUGCGUCUAACCAAGAUGUAAACCCCCUUCCAGUCCCUGCUUGUUAAUAAAAAGUAAUGCACAGUGACAUCUAACAUUAGUACUGUGGUGUUCAGUUUGUUUUAUUUUACACUAUGAUAGCAGCUCUAACUAUGUAGCUAUACUUUUGGCUUAAUAUCACACACCAUUUUUCCUUUUUGAUUGAAGACAUUUUUAUAUACUUACAUUUCAGUGAUUUUAAUCUGAUUGAGAUUGUAAAACUGUAAACAAUCCGUAGCCUGUGGACAUUUUUUGCACUGUAAUGAAAUAAAAUGCAAGUAUUUAGCACCAAACACUGUCUCAGCAGUCAUUUAAAUGUGUUGGAAAGAAGUUGUGCAUUUCUCAACAGAUGGCAGCAAAGUCAUAAUGUAGGUGCCUUCAGAAACAUGAUACAGUUAAGAAACAAAAUAACAGCACACAUCUCCAUUUGCAAUAAUAUAUCUAUACUGUUUAAUAUUGAAAUGUUUUCAUUACGCUCUGCUGUGUUACAGACAGCAACCACUAGUCAAUAAUACAAUAAAAGACAGAAAAUACAGUCUAAUGGUAUUACCACUGGUAGCACCUCUAGACACUAUCGGCCUUGUACGGUUUUUAGUAUUUUAAUAUAGCUUAACUUGACAACUACUGCCUACACAUGGUCUUUGUACACCAGAGUUAACUAAGACAUAGUGUUUACAUUAUAAAGUAGACAAUCAGCAAAUAACAGUACACAUUAUGAUAUAACACAGCGGCAGUAUGAGUAAGAAUGGGAAAUAAAGAGGGUAUGUAGACAAUACAUAUUUAAAUCAACUAUGGCAUUUGUGCCUGGUUAUUAUCACAUUUAUUUUUGUCCAAGAAGUGGGAAAGUCACCAUCAAACAAACUUAGAAGAACAGCCAACCAAACUUUCACAUGCAAAGUAUCAAAAAUCUGUUUUCCAAUUUUGUGUUCUAGUUUAUAUGGAGCCCAGAAACUGACAAAACGUAGUAUUAUCAGAUGAGUCAAAAAUAUAACUGAACACACAAUACUGUCCAUUAAAAAAAAUUGUGUAAAAAGGAAAUUUAUUUUAACCUCAAAUCUUUAUUUUAACCUCAAAAAAAGCAAAUUGCUAAUAUGUUUGUAGGUCUGUGUGAACCAUUCGUGGAGAAAUGUAGCGGACUGCGUGGCUAGUUAGCUAGCUUAACUGAAAACCCUGAUGGUUAAACACACUGAGCACCAGCCUUGUCAAUAAAGUUGCAAACUUUAGCAUUCAGUGUUAUCCUUUACAAUUUGUAAACAAGUGAGUAAUUUAAUGGAUCUUUUAAAACUAAAAUUAAAAAGUAGCCUUCUGCUUUUUAAACAAAUUGGCAGUCAAAGGAAAAGUAAUAACACAUUUGAUACUUCUUAACUAGUGCUACAACAAAUGAUUAUUA
Molecule: messenger RNA, 3244 nt
Organism: Etheostoma spectabile (orangethroat darter)
Lineage: Eukaryota; Metazoa; Chordata; Actinopteri; Perciformes; Percidae
Gene: klhl40b
Product: kelch-like family member 40b
Exons: 6
Coding region: 1-1857 (618 amino acids)
Molecular function (GO): protein binding
Source: RefSeq, a predicted model, not a curated record